GUCAAUGAUAGUGGCAACAGUCAGCUCAGAGACUGGUGAGAAUCUCAAAGGAAAUACAAAAACAGUCAGGGAUUCUGAACAUGAAGAAAAGUAAUCUGAGCACAGAUCCUGAACAUAUGAGAUAUGAAAUAUCUCAUGAUGAAGCAGCCACUAAGAGUAUAACUGGUGGUGUCAAAAAAGAAGAGAAGGCCCUGGCUGUUGGUUUUUUCCAGUUGUUUCGCUUUGCCACAUGGCUAGAUAUUGUCAUGAUGGUCGUUGGAGGACUGUGUGCACUUAGCCAUGGUGCGGCCUCUCCUCUCAUGCUGCUAGUCUACAGCAUGAUGACUAACGUCUUUGUUGCCUAUGAGUUAGAGAUUCAGGAACUUGCUGAUCCCAACAAAAUGUGCAUUAAUAACACAGUCACCUGGACUAAUGGGACUGUUGCAAAGCAGGAAGAUAAUACCACUGUGCAUUGUGGUGUAGAUAUUGAGGCACAGAUGACCAUGUUUGCUUAUUAUUAUGUUGGGAUUGGAGUGGGGGUGUUAAUUCUUAGUUAUUUUCAGAUUGCUCUGUGGGUUUCUGCAGCUUCAAGGCAGACUCAGAGAAUCCGAAAAACAUACUUCAGGAAGAUCAUGAGCAUGGAAAUUGGAUGGUUUGAUUGUAAUUCGGUUGGAGAGCUGAACACAAGAAUAUCUGAUGAUAUAAACAAAGUCAACAAUGCAAUAGCAGAUCAAGUAGCCAUAUUUAUUGAAAGAAUCUCUACAUUUAUUUUUGGUUUUCUGGUGGGCUUUUUUGGAGGAUGGAAGCUGACACUGGUGGUGAUCGCAGUAAGCCCUCUAAUAGGAUUGGGAGCAGGACUUAUGGCCAUGGCAGUUGCUAGACUGACAGGUCGUGAGUUGCAGGCCUAUGCCAAAGCAGGUGAUAUAGCUGAUGAAGUCCUCUCUGCCAUCAGAACAGUUGCAGCAUUUGGAGGAGAGGAAAAGGAGACAGAAAGAUAUGACAAGAACCUUGAGGAAGCUCAGACUUGGGGCGUAAAGAAAGGAACAAUCAUUGGUGUAUUUCAGGGUUAUCUGUGGUUCAUCAUCUUCCUUUCUUAUGCUCUUGCAUUCUGGUAUGGAUCCAAACUUGUCAUUGAAACACAGGAGCUCACACCUGGAACUCUCAUUCAGGUAUUCUUUGGCGUCCUUAUGGGAGCCAUAAACCUAGGUCAAGCCUCUCCAUGUCUAGAGGCCUUUGCUUCUGGUCGUGCUGCAGCUAAGAGCAUCUUUGAGACAAUUGACAGGGAUCCCAAAAUUGAUUGUUUCUCUGAAGAAGGGCACAAGUUAGAGAAAGUGAAAGGUGACAUUGAAUUCCACAGUGUUCAGUUCAACUAUCCCUCCAGACCCGAAGUAAAGAUUUUAGAUACUUUAGACUUACAAGUUAAAGCUGGGGAGACUACAGCAUUUGUUGGACCUAGUGGAUCUGGAAAAAGUACAGCAGUUCAGCUUAUUCAGAGAUUUUAUGAUCCUCAACAAGGAAUGGUCACCCUGGAUGGCCAUGAUCUUCGAAGUCUGAACAUCCAGUGGCUGCGUUCAUUGAUAGGCAUUGUAGAGCAGGAACCAGUUCUCUUUGCCACAACUAUAGCAGAGAACAUCCGUUACGGCCGACCAGGAGUCAGCAUGGAGGAGAUUAUACAGGCUUCUAAAGAAGCGAAUGCUUAUAACUUUAUUAUGGACCUACCACAGAAUUUUGAUACACCGGUUGGAGAGGGUGGAGGUCAGAUGAGCGGUGGGCAGAAGCAGAGGAUUGCUAUUGCUCGAGCUCUGGUCAGAAACCCUAAAAUCCUUUUGCUGGACAUGGCAACCUCAGCCCUGGACAAUGAGAGUGAAGCUAUAGUGCAGGAGGCACUAGACAAGGCCCGUGUUGGCAGAACUACCAUCACUAUCGCUCAUCGUCUGUCUACAAUCCGUAAUGCUGAUGUGAUUGUGGGUUUUGAACAUGGCCGUGCAGUGGAGAGGGGCACACACAAAGAAUUAAUAGAUAGACAGGGAGUCUAUUUCACUCUUGUUACACUCCAGGAGCAAGGACGCAUUAAUCCGCUAACAGCAAAAACAUCUGAAGGAAGCAGUUUUGAGGAUGAUAAAAUUGAGCGGAUAACAAGUUUCAGCAGAGGAAGCUAUAAGUCAAGUUUAAGGCAAUCCUUGCGAAUGAGGUCACUGUCUCAAAUGUCAAGCAACUUUGUUGAGGCUAUAUCUGGAAAAAUUAAAUUUGACACUGGCAGCAUUAAAAUGACAACACUGACAGAAGGAAAGAAAUUUGAUGAUGUAGAAGAGAUUGAAUCAGCACCAGUGGCUCGAAUUCUAAAGUACAACCAGCCUGAAUGGCCCUAUAUGGUGUUCGGCUCUUUAGGAGCAGCCUUAAAUGGAGCCGUCAACCCCACGUAUGCCCUCUUAUUCAGCCAAAUCAUAGGGACGUUUGCUAUCAGAAACUUGGAUGAACAAAGAGAACAAAUUAAUGGGAUUUGUGUUCUUUUUGUCUCUGUGGGAGUUAUGAGUUUCUUCUCACAGUUCCUGCAAGGGUAUGCCUUUGCGAAGUCUGGUGAGCUACUGACUCGCAGGUUAAGAAAGACUGGUUUCCAGGCUAUGCUUAGACAGGAAAUCGGAUGGUUUGAUGAUCCUGCCAACAGCCCUGGGGCUCUUACCACGAGAUUGGCUACUGAUGCAUCCAUGGUGCAAGGGGCUACUGGUUCUCAGAUUGGCAUGAUUGUGAACUCUUUGACAAACAUUGGAGCUUCAUUAAUCAUUGCAUACUCCUUCAGCUGGAAGUUAAGUUUAGUGGUAACGUGCUUUCUUCCUCUUAUUGGCCUCUCUGGAGUCUUCCAAGCUAAAAUGUUGACUGGUUUCGCUAAUGAGGACAAGAAAGCACUGGAGAUGGCAGGACAGGUAUCCAGUGAAGCUAUGGCCAACAUCAGGACUGUUGCAGGCCUGGCAAAAGAGAAACAGUUUGUGGCUCUAUAUGAGCAGCAGCUUGAUGCACCUUACAAAGCAGCCAAGAAGAAGGCUAACAUCUAUGCCAUCUGCUUUGCCUUUGCGCAAUGUGUUAUCUUCAUGGCAAAUGCAGCCUCAUUUAGAUAUGGUGGCUAUUUGGUUAGUUUUGAGGGACUGCACUACGUGGUUGUUUUCAGAGUAAUUACUGCCCUUGUAACCAGUGGCACAGCUCUUGGAAAAGCUUCAUCUUUCACUCCAGACUAUGCCAAAGCCAAAAUUGCUGCUUCCCAGUUCUUCAGAUUUCUUGACAGAGUCCCUAAAAUCAGCACUAGUCAGCUGGAGGGAAGAAGAUGGGAUAACUUUAAGGGUAGAAUUGAGUUCAAAAACUGCAGGUUCACCUAUCCAAGCCGGCCUAAUAUCCAGGUGCUAAGAGGAUUAGAUGUGGAAGUAAGUCCUGGCCAAACUCUUGCUUUUGUGGGUAGUAGUGGUUGUGGCAAGAGCACAAGUGUUCAACUACUGGAAAGAUUCUACGAUCCAGAUAAUGGCCAAGUGAUGAUAGAUGGACACCCAUCCCAAGAAAUUAAUGUACCCUUCCUGAGGUCUCAGAUUGGAAUUGUAUCCCAGGAGCCUGUGCUUUUUGACUGCACAAUAGCAGAGAACAUUAAAUAUGGAGCUAAUUCACAGUCCAUCACCAUGGAUGAGGUCAUAGAAGCUUCCAAGAAGGCUUAUCUACAUGAUUUUGUGAUGAGUCUACCUGAUAAAUAUGAGACUUAUGUUGGGGCACAGGGUUCUCAGCUGUCUAGAGGGGAGAAGCAGCGAAUUGCGAUUGCUCGUGCAAUUAUUAGAAACCCCAAAAUCCUGCUACUUGAUGAGGCUACCUCUGCCCUAGACACCGAAAGUGAGAAGACAGUUCAGGCAGCGUUGGAUGAAGCUCGAUGUGGUCGCACUUGCAUUGUUAUUGCACACAGACUCUCCACCAUUCAAAAUGCUGAUAUCAUUGCGGUGAUGUCUCAAGGCAUCAUCAUUGAGAAAGGCACACAUGAUGAGCUCAUGGCUAAGAUAGGAGCCUAUCACAAGCUGGUUACUACAGGAGCACCUAUAAGUUAAAAACAAAUUUUUUUCACACCUAUUAGCUCCAUGUGAUACUACAGUGCAGAUUUACCUCAGGUUUUCAGUCUAAAACUGACUAUCAUUUUUUUUUCAGCUACGGUUUUACAUGCUGAAAUGAAAAAGGGGUAACAUGCCAUGUAAGCAUAAGAGAAAAGUGGGAAUAACAUGUCUUAUUAACAUAAUUUAUUGUACUUAUUUUAUACUAAUCUACUGUACUAGUGUACUAACCAAAUGUCAGUGUAUUUGUCCAGCAUUGUAUUAUAGGCAGAAUACUAGCUAGGUGACAACACUAUCAAAUGUCUAUUUUGUUUAAUUCCCCUUAACAGCAACACUGUACUCAGUUAUUUACAUACAUAACAUAACCAAUAUUUACAUAACCAAUAUUUCAGUAUCAAAUGUCUUUGAAAUAGAGGACAGAUUGUGUCUUGUUUCUUCUUUCUGCUGUGGUAAAUUGAGCCAUUAUGUCAAAGUUGGGACAAAUUAUAAUUAAACAGAGAAUUAGUUUAAUUAUAAACAUGUAAAAAAGAAAGAGAAAACCUGGUCUUUGUAUUAUUAAUUUGACAUGAUAACAUGUUAGCAAGUUAAGAGACUGCUGUAUACUGUACAUUUGUUAACUCUAAAUUUUAGUGCUAUACUAUUUGAUACUUUUUGGUACAAUUGCCAGCAAUAACGCUAUUGAUAACGCUUUGUGGUUAUCAUCUAUGUAGAUUGCUAAUUUAUUAGACAUACAACUUUAUAUUUCUAAAAUUCUAGUAAUAUUGAAUUGCCAAUGGGCCAUGACAUCAUGUAGUGUAUUGCAAAAUCCUAAAAACUUUCUUCAUUAUGACACAGAUACAAACUAAUCCAAUUGCUAUUUUAACUGUUAGAUAUUUGUGGCUGAUGUUUAUUUUUUGUAGUUUACAGUAUCUAAAAUGUCCAAUAUAAUAAAAAUCUACUAUAUAAAUAAAACUAUUACAGUUUACUUUUUUUCUAUUCUAAUGGCCUCUGGGUGACAGGGGACCUAAAAAUGCUGUGGCAA
Clarias gariepinus (North African catfish) is the source of this 5073-nucleotide messenger RNA. RefSeq names its product ATP-binding cassette, sub-family B (MDR/TAP), member 11a (gene abcb11a). Bases 81 to 4052 code for a protein of 1323 amino acids. The record is from RefSeq and is a predicted model, not a curated record. NCBI's taxonomy places the organism in Eukaryota, Metazoa, Chordata, Actinopteri, Siluriformes, Clariidae. Gene Ontology annotation, cellular component: membrane. The transcript is spliced from 27 exons. Gene Ontology annotation, molecular function: ABC-type transporter activity; ATP binding; ATP hydrolysis activity. Gene Ontology annotation, biological process: transmembrane transport.